AUGUUAAAGUACUUUCAUGAUUUAUCUAAUGAGUACUUUUAAAGUACAUACAAUGCUUAGACUAUGAGUAAUUGUAUCUAAGGUUUAUAUGAGUAUCUGAAAUAGGAGAAGAAUGAAGAUCAAUUCGUCUUGAAUAAUGGAGGAAUUAAACUUAUCAAUCCAUUCUAAUGGCAUUUUGAAAAGUAAUAUUCAAUAUGUUUAACAUUUAAUCCUUAAGGAGAUGGAACACUUUUCUAAUUUUCAUCAUCUCAUAUUGAUGGCAAAAGAAUCAUUGCUAAUGGAGUUCAUUGUUAUAUUAUGGCUGGUGUCAUAUUCUAUAAAAAUGUAUAUUAGAGAUUCACACUUGAAAAAGUUAUUGUAGAAGAUUAUUCUACCAAUAAUAAAUUAGGAGAUGCACUUAUGAAUGCUUGGAAUGAAUUAAUUAUUUCACAUGAAUGUGGAAAACUAUAUUCCAGACCAAAGUUUAUAUAUUCAAUUAAUCAGAAAAAAAAUAGUGUACAGAUUGAGUAUCCUAAAAUUAGGAAUCAAAAUCUAGAAAUACUUUACUUUUAAAAUAUUAAAUGUAAAGUUAAAGAAAUCUCAGUUUAUAAUGAAGUUGUUGAUUUACAUCUCAAAUCACCAUUUUAUUAAAUCUAUCCUAUUUAUGAUCCAAAUUAAUAAAAAAGAGUUAAUGAUAGAAUCUAAAAUGUUGUCUAUGAACUCUUAGGAGAUACCAAAAUGACAUCAUCAUUAUAAAAAUAUGAUUUUGUAGAAUUUGGAGGUAUUCAAUUACUUAUUCCACUUUUUGAUCUUAUUUAAUAUUAUGAUCAUUCUCUAAUUGAUGAUUUAUUUCAAAUCCUACUUUACACUCUAUUAUAAGAUAGUUAAAUCAAUAAAAAUUAAAUUGUUAAUAUGAAACUAUUUUAAUAAAUUGCUUAAAUUAUUAAAGUUGAUAUUCCUAAUCUCUCUUACAUUUUAUAAAUUAAAUAAAAAAUUGAAGACUAAGAUAUUUUAAAUCAACUUUUAUUAUUAAUCAUUGAUAUCAAUUUUAUCAAACGAGUCACUGAUGAAUAAUAAUAUUGUAUUCUUCUCUAACAAUUCUAUAUCAAUGAUCAUUAAAAAUAUUUAAAAGUCACAUCAAUCUAAUACCUAGCUCAAGUCUUAGUUAGUGUCAAUUAAAAAAGUUUAAUUCAAGAUCAAAUACUAUAAAUUAUGAUCUAUACCUGUUAAUAUAACUUUAAUACACUAAAAGAUCAAUUCAAAUUAUUCUUAAAAGUAGCUGAAGCCUCUACAAUUGAACUUAAAAUUAAAGCAAUUUAAAGUGCUACCAGAUUACUUUCAGAUUUAUUUAGAGAUGAUUAAGAAAAUUUCAUUCUUUUCAGAAAUUACAACAUUUAAAAUCAAAUACUAAAUGAUAUCUUUCUUCUCUUAUAGACUGAUAGCAUAGAUUGCUUAGUAGCUACUAUUACAUUAUUAGGAUAAAUGCUUCAUGGCACUAAUGAUAUCUUAACUUAAGGAAUGAUCUCAUAUAUUUCUAAAGCUAUUUGUGUAAACAAUAACAUUGAUAAUCUUUUAAAUUCUUUAACAUAAUUACUCAAAAUUAAUUGUUUAUGUGUUGAAAUACUUUAAUAUCUAUAUACUUAAACUAGAUAAUAAAACAUUCUUGAGUAUUACCUCAAUUAUGUCAAUAAAAUAAGUAUUGAAUAAUAAUAACUUAUACUUAAAUAACAUUCUAUAUGGUUUUUAGAUUAAAUGAAAUUUGAAAUUAAUCAUAAAAUUCUAGAUAUUUUUCUGUGUCUCCUAAAAUUUAAUCCUCAAUUUAUGUUUUAAAUACUAAUCCAUUUUUAGAUUAGAAAAGAUUUAUCAGCACUUAUAACUGUUGUUACUGAAGUUAUUGAACUUUUUAAUGAAGAACAAAUAUAUUCUGUAUAAUAGAUGAUACUUUAAAUUUAUUUCUCUGUUCAAUCAUUUAAAAAUUUUGAAACAUUUUUAACUAAAUUAAUUAAAUAUGUUAUAUAUUUAGAAAAUGAACAAGAAUUAUCAAAAAUAGUUUAAUAAAAAGAACUACCAUUUGCUAUUCAAAAAGUUAUUAAUUUAAGUUGUCCAAUUGAUAAACUAAAAGAAUGGUUAUUCUAUUUUACUAAACUUUUUGAAUAAAUUAAAAAUCUUAAUAUUGAAGAUAGUGAAAACUUUAUAAAUUAAAUCAUUGAUUUACUUAAAGCAAUUCAAUCUUAAUCUUAAGAUUAAUAAAUAAAAGAGAACAUUGAAUAUUUUUUCACUCAAAAUGUUUUAAUUCUUCAAUCCCUUUCUUAACAAUAAGUGCAAAUAUUUGAUUCAAUUAAAUUUUAGGAAGAUUUCCAGAUAUUGUAAGAAUCAUUAUUACUAGAAUGGACAUAAUAAUAAUAAGAUAUUAAAAUGGCCUAAUCAGAACAGUUAUCUAAACUAACUGAUGAAAUCAAUUAAACUGUAGAAUCAAUGUAAGUAUCAGUUUAUAAUUUAAUGAAUAAAACUAGAAAGAUUAGAUAACGAUGGUGUAAGCUUUGGCAUAAUUUAAGAAUAACAGCUUAUAGACCAACAGAUUGUAAAUUUUAAGUAGAUGAGUAAAUUGAUCAUGAUUACAAAUUUAAAGAGAAUCCCUUUUAUAUAAAUAAAAUUGCAAAAUACAUAAAUAAAUAUUAUGCUCGUCCAAUUUUAAAAAUAAAGUUUAAAAAGAAUCCUUAAUUUGAGAAUGAUCCCUAAGUACUUUUAGAAAAGAAAUAAUAGUAUAAAUGUUUUUGGUUAAAGAGUUUGUAUUUAAAAUAAGGUGGUGUAACAAUAGGUGAGGAUAAAAUAACAUUUUCUUAUUACUAAUAUUCAUAAUAAGCAAAUCAUAUUACUUUAUUAUCACAUACAAUUCCAAAUCAUAAACCAUUUAAGAAAUCAUGGAAAAUAAAUUCAAUAAGAUGGCUGUAUGAGAGAAUAUAUAUAAGAAAUAGAAAUGCAAUUGAAAUAAUAUUUAAAGAUGGAGAAUCAUUAUAUUUGAUAUUUUAAGAUUAAGGAUUGAAAGAAGAAGUAAUAGAGAGAUUGAAAAUAUAGCCAAAACAAUGUGAUUUUAAUAAAGUGAGCAAUUUCAAAUAUUUGAUGUAUUUGAAUUUUUUAUCUUGCAGAUCUUAUAUAGAUUUGACAAGAUAUCCAGUAUUUCCUUGGGUUUUAAAAGGAAAUGCUUCAGAUUUUGAUGAUAACGAUAUAGCAUCAAUAUAAAAUGAGAUAAAUUAUCGAGAUCUAUCUCUCCCAAUAGGGGCAUGUGGUAGUGAGAAUAGAUUAGAUUAAUUUAUUAAGAGAUUUGAAAAUGAAUAGUUUUAUUAUGGAACACAUUAUUCAAGUUAAGCAUUGGUGUCUUAAUAUUUAGUAAGAUUGAGUCCAUUUACAGAAGCAGCAAUAUCAAUAUAAGAUGGUAAAUUUGAUAUUCCAGAUAGACUUUUUAGAUCAAUAAUGAAAUCAUGGAUGGAUUGUAAUAAUGAAAUGGCUGAUGUAAGAGAAUUGACUCCUGAAUUCUUUUAUUUACCUGAAGCAUUUUUAAAUCUAAAUGGAUAUAAUUUUGGUAAAUUAUAAAAUACUUAAAUUGUAAACAAUGUUUAAUUACCAUUCUAUUCAAAUAAGAAUCCUUUUUAUUUUGUGGCUUAAAAUAUGAUUGCAUUAGAAAGUGAGUAUGCAAUUAAAUUAAAUGAAUGGAUUGAUUUAAUUUGGGGAUAUAAAUAAUAAGGACCUGCUGCAAUUGAUUCAUUUAAUGUAUUUUAUCCAUUGACAUACUCUAAUUUUGAUGAAAACAGUAUAGAAAUUCAUGAGUUAGCUAUGGAAACAUAGAUUGCACAUUUUGGUUAAACACCAGAAUAAGUAUUUUAUAAACCACAUGCUUAAAAGAAUUAUUUAAUAGAUAAAAAUUAAUGGUAGAUACCAAAGAAUAAAAAAUCAUAAUGUAAAUUAAUCUAUUUAAUUUGUAAUAAUAAUAAAGUUGUUAGUAUAUAAGAGGAUUUUACAUUAAUUUAAUGGUAGAUACUUAAAAGUUAAUAUCAAUUGCAAUUAGAAAAAUAGGUUUAAUUACCUCGAGUACGUUUUGAUGCAAUGAUUAGAUUCACAUAACUACCAAUACUUGUAUUGAUUGAAUAAUAAAUCAUAUUAUUUGGUGGAAAUAACAACGGAACACUUACAUAUUAAUGUUUAGAUAAUUUGAAGAUGUAAGGAGUGAUUGAACUGGAAAGUGAGAUAAUAAAUAACUAUUGCACUGUUACUAUUAUUGAAUCUAACAAAUAUCAAAAUAUUGUUAUACUAGGAACUAAUAAGGGAUUUGUGUAUUAUUAUAAUAAGGUACUUCAAAAUAAAUAAGAUGUAAAAUAAGAGGAAUUAUUAAAAGGUAAAUACGUCAUCUAUGACACAACAUCAUAAAUCAAUUCAAUUUCAAUUUCAGAUAAGCUGACUAUCUUUUGUGUAGGAACUUAAGAUGGAACUAUAUUCAUAUAUAAUUUGUAUAACCGCACACUCUUUAGAUAUAUUAAUCAUCCAAAAAGACUACCUAUUUUUUAUUUAAGACUAAGUUAUUCACCUUUACCUUGCAUUUUGUUUAGUUCACAUGAUGAAAGGAUUAUAUCUUAUUCAAUAAAUGGGUUCCUAUUACAAUCCUUAUAAGUGAAAGGAAAUAUAGAAUAUAUUGAAAUAAAGAAAUCUUCCAUAAAUACUUUGGUAUCAAAUUUAUAAUAAAUUUUAGAUUGUGAUCACAGAAAAUAAUGUUUAUGAAUAUAGAUUACCAUUUUUGGAUAGACUAUCAGUUGUAUCAGCCUAGAUUUGUACAAGAUAUGUAUAGGCAACAAAACAAAUUUCAAUAUAUGGUUGUAAAUCUGGUGAACUACGUAUAAUUUGAG
This is a messenger RNA of Paramecium sonneborni, 4874 nucleotides long. The record is from the annotation of a GenBank genome assembly. Lineage: Eukaryota; Ciliophora; Oligohymenophorea; Peniculida; Parameciidae.